This is a messenger RNA of Culex quinquefasciatus (southern house mosquito), 3883 nucleotides long. It is a transcript of the gene mys, whose product is annotated as integrin beta-PS. Gene Ontology annotation, cellular component: integrin complex; focal adhesion; cell surface. NCBI's taxonomy places the organism in Eukaryota, Metazoa, Arthropoda, Insecta, Diptera, Culicidae. Gene Ontology annotation, biological process: integrin-mediated signaling pathway; cell adhesion mediated by integrin; cell migration. Gene Ontology annotation, molecular function: integrin binding. Bases 218 to 2743 code for a protein of 841 amino acids. The transcript is spliced from 8 exons. The record is from RefSeq and is a predicted model, not a curated record.
UUCCGUCACUUUCCGUCGUCCGAGUCGGUCGCAGGUCGGGCGUUUCUCUCGCGAGUUUUUUUUUCCACUGAAAAAAUAAAAGAAAAGGAAAAAAAUGCAUUGAAAGUGAAAUUUCAGUGCAAACACCGUGCCUGCUGAGAUUCGUAAUAGUGCCUUCGCGACCAAACGUCACCUUGAAGUUUUUAGUUUUAAGUUUCCGACUCUUCAUCAUCACGCGAUGAUGAUGGCAAUAACGAACUCGCGAUCGCUUCGCACGAUCGCCUCCGCCCUUCUGGUGGUAAGCCUGUGCGUGGCGUACACCGCCAGUCAGUCCUCGCCGGCGGCCUCGUCCUCGCAGCUGACGUGCCCCGGCAAGCUGUCCUGCCGGGACUGCAUCCAGACGAGCAACUGCCGGUGGUGCUCGCAGCCGAACUUUACCAAGGCGCGGUGCCACGGGGCAGGGAUCGGAGCGCAGUACUGCCCGGAGGAGUACACCGUUGAUCCGAGCAAUGAGUUCAUCAAGAUCGAAGCGCGCGAGCUGAGCAAGGCCUCCAAGGGGGGCGUUGCGAUCGCCGGGGAAGGCUACGAGGAGAGCCACUGGUCGUCGAGUUCGAGUUCGUCGAGCUCGUCACACCACAGCUCGUCGAGCUCUUCGAGCUCCGCGAGUGCCAGCGGAAGCAACAUCGUCCAGAUCUACCCGCAGCGAGUUCAGCUCAAGCUGAGAAUCAACGAGGUCUACAAGCUGGACGUCAAGUACACCCAGGCCGAGGACUACCCCGUCGAUCUGUACUACCUGAUGGACCUGUCCAAGUCCAUGGAGGACGACAAGCAGAAGCUCUCCACCCUGGGAGACCAGCUAGCCGAGGAGAUGAACCGCAUCACCAGCAACUUCCGGCUCGGCUUCGGUUCCUUCGUCGACAAGGUGCUCAUGCCGUACGUCUCGACGGUGCCGAAAAAGCUGCUGAGGCCCUGUGACCAGUGCGAAGCGCCGUACGGGUACAAGAACCACAUGACGCUCAGUGUGGACACGGCGCGGUUCUCCGAAGAGGUCCGCCAGGCGGCCGUCUCCGGCAACCUGGACGCGCCCGAGGGUGGCUUCGACGCGAUCAUGCAGGCGGUGGUGUGCCGCGACCAGAUCGGCUGGCGCCAGAAGGCGCGCCGCCUGCUGCUGUUCUCAACGGAUGCCGGCUUCCACUACGCCGGCGACGGCAAGCUGGGCGGCGUGAUUACGCCGAACGACGGCGACUGCCACCUGGACUCGCUCGGCAAGUACACGCACUCGUCCAUCCAGGACUACCCGAGCAUCUCGCAGAUCAACCUGAAGGUGAAGGAGAACGCGAUCAACGUGAUCUUUGCCGUCACGCAGAACGAGCUGUCGGUGUACGAGCGGCUGUCGAAGCUGGUGGAGGGCUCGUCGGCGGCCAUGCUGUCCAACGAUUCGUCCAACAUUGUGUCGCUGGUGCGGGAUGAGUACAAUAAAAUCUCCUCCUCGGUCGAGAUGAAGGACAACCGCACGGACAGCCUGAUCGAGGUCAAGUACUACUCGACCUGUCUGGACGGCGUCCGCAAGCAGCGCAACAAGUGCGACGGCCUCAAGGUCGGCGACCUGGUGCAGUUCGACGCGGAGAUCACGCUGCUCAAGUGUCCGGAGAACCCGCGCGAGUGGAACCAGGUGCUGCAGAUCUACCCGGUCGGCAUCGACGAGAGCCUGACGGUGGACAUUGAGAUGCUGUGCAGCUGUCCGUGCGAGCAGCCGGGCCACCCGGAGUACAAGGAGUAUGCGGAGGAGUGCAGCGGCGUUGGGACGUACAAGUGCGGUGUUUGCGGCUGCGGCGACUUUUACACCGGCGAGCGGUGCGAGUGCUCCAUCAAGGACAUCCACAAGGAGUUUGAGGACGCGGGAGCGUGCCGGCAGACGAACACCUCGACGGAGUGCAACGGGCGGGGACACUGCGUGUGCGGCGUUUGCGAGUGCGACAAGCGGGAAAACGCCGAGGAGGUCAUCUCGGGCAAGUUCUGCGAGUGCGACAACUUCUCGUGCGACCGGACGCAGGGUCUGCUGUGCUCGGGGCCGAAGAAUGGCCGCUGCGAGUGCGGCGAGUGCGUCUGUAACGAUGGCUGGGAGGGAGCGGCUUGCGACUGUCGAUCCACGACGGACACGUGCAUUCCGCCGAACGGAGGCGAGAUCUGUUCCGGACAUGGCGAGUGCGUUUGCGGUGGUUGCAGGUGCAAAAUUACGGAGGAAGGUCGCUACUCGGGACGCUUCUGCGAAAAGUGUCCCACGUGCUCCGGACGGUGCAACGAGUUCAAGAACUGUGUCCAGUGCCAGCAGUACAAGACGGGACCGUUGACGGAGUCCGAGUGCGCCACCAACUGUACCCUGUUCGUGCCGAUUCCGGUCGAGAAGGUCGAAGUGGACGAGGAGAAGGACGAGAACAAGUGCACCUUCUUCGACGAGAACAACUGCCGCUUCGAGUUCAUCUACAACGACAGCGGCGAGAAGGUGAUCGUCAAGGCCCAGGAGAAACCGGACUGUCCGGCGAAGGUGUUCAUGCUGGGUAUCGUACUGGCCGUCAUCGCCGCCGUCGUUCUGAUUGGAUUGGCCGUGCUACUGCUCUGGAAGCUGUUGACUACGAUUCACGACCGACGGGAGUUUGCCCGAUUCGAGAAGGAACGAAUGAUGGCCAAGUGGGAUACGGGUGAGAAUCCGAUCUACAAGCAGGCGACGACCACGUUCAAAAAUCCAACCUACGCCGGAAAGUAGGCAGCCGAAUGAAAUUUUAAAAGUGCCUAAAUUUUACAGUUUUUUGAAACGGCGACUUCCGGCAGCUGGCAAGCUGCGCGAUCGAUCCCGCCUGGACCCGUCACAAAAACAAACUAGUCUUCGAAACCGCUUCCGCUUCAAUCUCCGAUUUUAUUGUAUUCGACGGUUAUGGUGCUGUGGUCGAUCGCGCUUUGCAAGUUGUCGGAAGGGCGCGAACCGGUUUGAAUUUUUAUUGGAAUUGUAUUGACAAAAAACCGAAGUUAUUUGGUAGAAAAUUUGACGUAAUUUCAAAAUCGUAAGCCUUACAUAAAGUGCAUUAAAUAUUCAAAGAAAGUAAAAAAACAAUACAACCUUGUAGAACGGUAGAAAACUUAAGACUUUAAACUACAAAAACAAAAAACUCUUUACUAUGACAGCCUCGUUGGCGAGAAUACACAAAUCGAAAUGAUUCAAACAAUACUUAAGUGUACUUAUGUCAAGCGAAAGCAAAAGAGAGAGAGAGUCGAAAGCAACUUUUAAAUACAAAGCCAAAAUUUACUAAGCAAUAGAGAGUGCGCGUCGGACGGUAGAGUUAGAUUUUUAUAUUCGUGUUUGCUGCCAUUUUUAAUUUAACAAAUACAUACAACAUAUUUUAAAAACAACAACUUAUUUAAAUCGGAUUUGUAUUAACAAAACGGAAGUUUAUGUGUCAAAUUUUGCGAUAGGCUAAUUAUAAUUAAUCUUAUUGAUGUGAGCAGUAAUACAAACACGGUGAAAAACAAAACGCACAUAAAUGUCGUGACCUAAAACAGAUAGAAAGAAAAAAAUGCGAAUGCAAUUAAUUUAUUAAUGAGUGUGGACACCGUUUGGCUAACAUUACAAAACAAGGCAAAAUGAAAAGAAAACAGCUACAAAUUAACCCUUCAUCCAUUUUCGUUCAUGCUCGAUUUGUUUCUUUAUUUUUUUUCUAGUUCAAAUAUGUAAAUAAUUUAUUUUUCUUCGUAUUAGAUUUCAUUUGUGCAAAUCAAUCGUACGUAUUAACAAACAAUCAAAUUUAAAGAUAAUUAUCUAUUAUAUGAUACAAGAGGUAGACAUUAAACGUUCUAGAUCAGAAAGAUAGAUUUGCUGUAUUAAAAAAAAAUAUAGAGCUAACUUUAAAAA